AUGUCUCAAAAUCAACGAGAGGCUUGGGAGCGACUGCAGCUCAUGCUGAACAAGCGCAAGCCUGGCUUUGGUGGAUUCCCUAGCGGUGGCAGUGGUGGCGGUCGCGGCGGUUUUGGGUUGGUCGGCUCCCUCGUCUUGCUCGGUGUGGGCAGCUGGGCAGUUUCAAACUCGCUUUUCAACGUCGAUGGUGGUCACCGCGCUAUCAAAUACUCCAGGUUUAGUGGUGUGCGGAAGGAAAUCUACAACGAAGGAACCCAUCUCUGCAUUCCCUGGUUUGAGACUCCUAUCAUCUAUGAUGUCCGCGCCAAGCCGCGCAACAUCCCUUCCUUGACUGGAACCAAGGACUUGCAAAUGGUCAACAUCACCUGCCGUGUGCUUUCCAAACCCCGAAUCGAUGCAUUGCCACAGAUCUACCGAACCCUCGGCCAAGACUUUGACGAACGAGUCCUGCCUUCCAUCGUCAAUGAGGUGCUGAAGAGUGUCGUUGCCCAAUUCAACGCGAGCCAGUUGAUCACCCAGCGCGAGAAUGUUGCUCGACUGGUGCGGGAGAACCUAGCCCGCCGCGCGGCACGAUUCAACAUUGCUCUGGACGAUGUCUCACUCACCCACUUGACCUUCUCCCCGGAGUUCACUGCCGCAGUUGAGGCGAAGCAGGUAGCCCAGCAAGAUGCACAACGUGCUGCCUUCCUAGUCGAUAAGGCUCGUCAAGAAAAGCAGGCCUUCAUUGUUCGUGCGCAAGGUGAGGCCCGCUCGGCCGAACUUAUUGGCGAUGCAAUCAAGAAGAGCAAGAGCUACAUCGAGCUUCGCAAGAUCGAGAACGCCCGUCAAAUCGCUACAAUUCUCCAAGAGAACGGUGGCAAGAACAAGCUUUACCUUGACACUCAGGGCUUGGGAUUGAAUGUCAAUGCCUCGACCGAGGAUAGCAAGUAA
Messenger RNA from Penicillium taxi, 930 nucleotides. RefSeq names its product prohibitin subunit PHB2. Lineage: Eukaryota; Fungi; Ascomycota; Eurotiomycetes; Eurotiales; Aspergillaceae. Gene Ontology annotation, cellular component: mitochondrion; membrane. Gene Ontology annotation, biological process: mitochondrion organization. The transcript has 4 exons. The record is from RefSeq and is a predicted model, not a curated record. Bases 1 to 930 code for a protein of 309 amino acids.